Messenger RNA from Spea bombifrons (plains spadefoot toad), 1973 nucleotides. RefSeq names its product zinc finger MYND-type containing 15 (gene ZMYND15). The transcript has 13 exons. Gene Ontology annotation, biological process: negative regulation of DNA-templated transcription. The record is from RefSeq and is a predicted model, not a curated record. Bases 1 to 1929 code for a protein of 642 amino acids. Lineage: Eukaryota; Metazoa; Chordata; Amphibia; Anura; Pelobatidae. Gene Ontology annotation, molecular function: histone deacetylase binding.
AUGGAGUUUGUCUCUGGUUACAGAGACGCCAUCUUGGAUCUCUCAGAGCUGCUGUGUAGUUGGUACAGGGCGUAUCUAUCUGACUGCUCUGGCCGGCUCGACAGGGACGUGAGGAACCGGGAGCAGGAAGCUGCCCUCCGAGGUCUGCCUCGUGCCCCCGUCUGCUGGGCCGUACACGUGAUCCCCAACAGCGAGCUCAGCUUCCAGCCCAGGAGCCCGGAGCGGCAGCUCAGCGGCAGCUUCUACGCCGACGACGUCCUGCGCUUCAGCAACCUCAGCCAGUACGUGCGCCUCGUCUACCACGACUGCGACAGCGGAGACGAGGCCGGUUUCUCCCGACCCUCCUCAGAUGACCUCUACAGGAUUGACUAUGUGUUGGUGGUGGUGGAGGAGAGCGGCGUCAUGCUGGGGGUGGACUUCAUAAUGAGCAGAGGCAGGCGCAAGCAGGACGGUCCUUGCUUGCGGGCGGCCAGAGCGUACCACCUGCUGUGCCAGUGCAUGGCGAGACCCAUGGGAGACGGACCACCGCGAAGACCAAAGAAAGUGGCCGUGGAUGACCCUGCGGUGCACGUUUUUUUCAGGAGCCUUCUGCCGACGCUCGGGGUCCACGUGGCGAAGAAGCCUCUAAAGGACUGGUCGCUGAGAGAGAACUUCACCUUGUCCUCCAAGCCGGUGAAUUCCUGCCACGUAUGUAAGAAAAGAAGAUUUGAGGCUUCGCUGAGACCAUGUGGCAGGUGCGGAGCCGUUCUCUACUGCUCAGAGCAGUGUAAGGCCUCGGACUGGAACAAGCGCCCCGCGGACGUCAGCCACGAGUCCUGGUGCCAGAGGAUGGAGGGCUACAUGCAGUUUGGGGAGAAGCUGGCGGACCUGCCAUUCCAGUUCAGCCAGGAAGUGACCAGCCCGACCUUUGACAAAGAGCGCUUCCUCUCCGACCGUCACCUCACCGGAGGAUACUGGCUGGCGGAGAGCAUCCAUUACCAGGCCUCCCGCCUGCUCCUCGAGAGACCCCCCUGGGACAUCAACGGAGGCAGAGAGAGCGCGGAGCCCCUACUCAAGGACACGGACAAGAUACUGAGGCAGACCCCCACUAAAGGAUUGAAGACCCCAUUAGUGACGUGGAAGGGGUAUUACACCUGGAGAGGUCUGAGUUUGAACAACCCGCUUGCUGCCCUCCUCACCUACCCCCUGACCAUAUACCACAUCAUCACCGGGAUGGUACCCCAGCACUUUCCCGAGCUGAACAUUUUAAAGAAACAGUCGCUGAAAAUUCACAUUAUUGACGGGAGGCGCGAGUACGACAGCAUCCUGCUCUUCUGGGAGCUUGCUGUGCUGAUGCCCCGCGUGGUGAUCGAGCUGGUGUUUGUGGGUGAGACGCUGCCCCUAGAGGACGACGACAGACACUUCAUACUGCAGAGGGAGGGGCGCAAAGUGGUCUGCACCGAUCUCGAUUUCCCUACCAAGAACCGGGAAGGGAGGAGCAUCCAGGUCAAAGUUCACGCCCGCCCCUACCACACCCUCCAAGCCGCCAAGCCUGACCUCGUCAUCGGUUUUAAUUCUGGAUUCUGGGUGAAUAAUUCUUGGCUGAGCACCUUACCCCGUCUGCAGUCCAUGAAGGUGCCCGCGUAUUUCUCGGAGUGCUCGCAGUACAGCUGUGAUGUGGACGCACAGGUGGUCUCUAUGGCUACGGGGGGCGCUGCUAGUCCUGCCGUCCUGAACCCGUUCCGCUCCCCGCUGAGGAUUCCAGCAACUGAUAACUGCAUGCCAUGGUACAGCAACGCCUUUCUCUUCUAUUUGAUCUACAAGUCUUGCAACAGGCAGCGUAACCACGCCCCUCCGCCCCGUCCCGCCCCCGCGGAGCCCCCCUUCGAGUGCUCUGUGCGCAAAAAGAAGAAGCAGCCCUGGCCGAACAACCCCCGCAAACGCAAAUGACUUCCCUGCAUGUACCCCCCGCUAGACAGUAAACCUGAUCUGCC